GCGUUGGCUAAAGCAGAAGCUGCUGCAUGUCAAAGGGAAAGGCUCCUCGUGGGCCAGCGAGAGAAGCUCCAUCACGACACGGAUGCGAUGAAAAAGUUGUCCAAGCAGGCUUUAGGGGGAGUGCAGAUGAAGAUGGCGGAGGAGGCGGAGCAACGCAAGCGGUUGGAGAGGUGUGGCUUACGGCAGAAGGAAUGUAGAUCUGCUUAUGAGAUUAUCAGGAAUGAACGGUCGAAAUAUCUAAAACUGAUACAAACAGCGUCCCAGCGGAUCAGUGAGAUGGAGGAGAAAUAUCGGCUGUUGAAUAACGAGGCUGAAGUUUUGCGGGGGGAAGAGCGUGUUAAGGAAAAGGCUCUUGUGAAGGUUAGAGCAGAAGCUACUAGGCAGCGAAAGAUGAAGGAGAAAUUGCUGAAGGAAUAUAAUAGUAUGACGAAUACUGGUCACGAGUUGAACGAUGAAAUUGAGCAUAAUGUGGCCUGUAUUGACAAGUCGAAUAAUAUGAUAAAGAAAUUGGAGAGAAAAUUGGAAGAUGUCGAUGAAAAGUAA
Molecule: messenger RNA, 543 nt
Organism: Perkinsus marinus ATCC 50983
Lineage: Eukaryota; Perkinsozoa; Perkinsida; Perkinsidae
Product: Myosin heavy chain, cardiac muscle beta isoform, putative
Exons: 5
Source: RefSeq, a predicted model, not a curated record